Dalotia coriaria is the source of this 4020-nucleotide messenger RNA. RefSeq lists its product as uncharacterized. The transcript is spliced from 5 exons. Lineage: Eukaryota; Metazoa; Arthropoda; Insecta; Coleoptera; Staphylinidae. Bases 216 to 3635 code for a protein of 1139 amino acids. The record is from RefSeq and is a predicted model, not a curated record.
AGCGCGGACGAAAAUUCGAAUCGGUUUGCGAAAGGAGCAGCGAGCCGCCGAAAGAGGAAAAGUAAACAAAAGUUUCCGAAGCCGAAGAGAUACAGAGAGUGCACUGAAGUUGCCGCGGAAAUUCCAGCGACAAUGUGAAAAUGUCAAGAAUAUGGGGGUGACGAGGGUCGCGCGUUGGAUUAUAUCGUCGAUGCAGCAAUAAUCGCUGGAGCAGGAUGGCUGCGUGUGGCGAGAUACCGGAACCAGGUAGACCACCGGAAACGAUUGGCGGGCGCGAUCCGAACGCCAACCUCGAGAGUCGACUCUAUUCAACAAAAGACACUAAGUCGUUGUUGAACUUUCAUGUCUUGGACGGUUCGCCUAAGAUGGAUAUUAAGACCAACUGUAGGCAGACUUUGAGGAAAGUGUUCUUCAAGCGGCAUUGUGGUAAUGGUAACGCCAUGGACGCAAGUCUAGUGACUAGUAAAAAGGUUGAGGAUGAAGUUGCAAAGGGUAGGACAUUGAUUACGACUGUGAGUCAGAGUGUGGAUGAGACACGAACGAGAAAACGCUAUUCCCUGCAUCAGGACGUGGAAGAAGCGCUGAAUUCAUUGCUGUGGCAGCCGUAUGAAUAUCAGCGGUCGAACCGCGAGAAAACCGCUGGUAGUUCAUACAGUUCCAGUUCACAGUCGGCUUCGAAUAGCAGUGACUACUGCUACGACCACCGCACGUCGCUGUGCUCGUCUUCGUGCAGCAGUCUCUCCUCUUCGUCCGGCCUUGAAUCCUCAAACAAUGGCACGAAUCGUUCCGGCAACACUGCAGACCUACAUCUUUUGGUGAAUAACCUGCGGCCGAACCGACUUGGCCAAUCGCUGGCUGCGCAACGUUCACGUGACGGCGCUGAGCCAGAGCUGCGCUCUCCGAGGUGCGCGCCUUGCGCAGUCAACGCGCAGCGUUCGAACGUGACUGAGCUCCAGUUGCGUCGUGCUCAGCCGGUAACGCGUACACACACUCAGCGCACGGCGCAUUAUUGCACGAGUGCUAACAACAAUAACGAUUUCGAACCGGGGUCACAGUGGGAUGUGCUUCGCUCGCCCACCGGCGAUACUAUGCGCGUCGAAAUUCAGCCGCCGUCGAUAAAGAGUAUUAUUACGAGCGGUAAUAAUACGGCGGGUUGCAACAACAAUGGCGGUAACGGUAGCGGCGGCGGCGGCGCGCUAUUGUUGCUGCGAACGGACAACGGGCAGCUGCAGGACGCGGCCGCGGGUGCAUCCAGUGCUAGUAUCCCGCCACCACCGCGCAAUACCCGUUCGACCGCGCGGAAUCUCAGCUCGGUGAACGUGGUCGGCCUGCCGCACAACCAUCCCAGGCAGAAUUCGGUCCCAGCGACGCUCACGAUAGCGCCCACGUCCGCCGCGCGAACUUUAGUGCCUAAUCACGCCAGGAACAUAUCGGAACCCUAUCGGGGAGCUAACUCUUUCAUAUCAAACCCGAGUCCCACCCCCGCGCACCUUCGGACUGGUACCAAUAACAAUGUGGUGUCUCUCUUUAACCAUCAGAGGCUGCAUAGUACUCCGGCUGCGUUAAAUGGACCUCAAAUAAGAUCAGUGCAUGCGCAACAACAACAACAACCCAUCGCGUUUACAUCCAGCACUACCGUGGGCACCGUGAGUGCUAGCGAGUUGGUGCCAUGCAGUAACAACAAUAAUAACGACGCGUUAGGUGUUGGUGUUGUACGAACAAGUAACAAUAAUAGUAGGGUACCGCUAAAUGUCAGCAAUGUGAAUGUGAAUUACUAUCGCGCGGUACCAGUGAACGUCGUAUCGGCCGUGCCUACGAUUCAAUGCCUCAACACGAGUGGUGGCGGUAGCGGCAUCGCUGCAACAAGUUGCCCGAGCGCGGCCGUCACGACGGCGUCGAUCGGCACCAUUACCGACUCCAAUAAUGUGUCCAACGUUAACAUCGUCCAAGCAAUGCCGUUAUCCACAAGCAACAACAACAACAACAUGCCUAGCAUAGGUGGCGGUCCUACCGCCACAACAACCUGCACGGAAGUCAUAGUGCACAGUACGCCAGCGACCACACCAGCAGUUGAGGUGGUGCGUACCUUUACCUCCACCGAGGCACAAACAGACGAUACAGUUAUCCCGCCUCCGGAGACAACCACUGCUAGCCGUGAACAAAGACGCCGGGAACGGCGCGAACGGCGUCAUCAACGUCGGCUUAACAUUGCUAAUCAUCGACAUGUAGGUAAUGGGGGCGGAGGAGCUAAUGGUACCCCUAAUUCCAUACAUGCUACCAAUGUGGACGCGCAGCAAUUUGGCAGUCCAGGAAUUCACGCCGCGCAAAUGCCCGACCUGCUUAACACAACACUGCCGCCGCCCUACAACGGCGGGCCACAUCCACACACCCAUCAUCCGCAUCAUCCACCACCUUCACAGCCAGCCAGCAUCUUGGUGCCACCGGGAACGAUUGUGCAAAGCUUGGUGCCUAAUAGUUUAGUGCCAAACGGAUUAGUGCCGAAUGCGAUCGUACCGUUCCAUCCGCAGGUCGUGCCCGGACAGGUGCCUUUGGUGCAAGCUCCCGGCGCGAUCCCCGUGCCGGUACCAUCGCCCACUGGAUUUAGAUUUCCACUGCCCGCGAACGGAUUUCGAAGAAGCCGCUUUGCCGAGGACCCGCCGAAGAGCUGCUGUGGCCUGCUAGCAUGGCGACCCGGUUCCCUGCGGUGGUUCAUCGCGCUCAUUGCCUUGGUGGCGGUAUGCUGUGUGUUGGUUGGUACCGCGUUGGGCGCGAUGGGACCUUCUGGCCGUGACCAUCUCACCGUCUCCCUGCUUAUGAUCGGCGUCGGCAUCAUCUUGGUGACCGUGAGCGGCGUUGCGUGGAGAUUGACGUCGCACGACUCCUCAACGUGCCGCUCCAUGCUGGGCCUCGGCUCGACGGAAUCCGUGGAAGCGUGUCCCCGACGGUUUGUACCGCGGCUACCACCUUCAUACGGACGGCCACACCAUCCUUACGCCGCCAUGAUGUACCCGGAGUUCCAGUACCGCCCGCCACCACCUAGCUACCAGGCAUCCAUGCAGGAGUAUCGGUUGCGGUUGUUGCUACUGGAUCGCGGCAACACCCCGCAGAUUCAAGCCGGUCUUCAGAAUGCUGUCUCACCACCUCCCACGUACCGUAGUCACAGUGGAAGUCUUCUACGUGUUCCUUUGCCAAAUCGGCGUGAUGCGUCCCAAUCGGAGUACAGUUGCCCGCCAUCUUACCGCUCGCAAAAUUCGUCAUCCCGUGCUGCAGCAAUGCUACAAAGCAAUUCCAUAAUGCAUAGUCGAGAACAGUCUCUCAGUCUCUCCGAAUCCAACCAGGACGGAUCAGUGGUCAAUGUUGUCAAUAUACUUUCGACCAAUGAAGAGGACAUUACGUUGGACAAUAUUACGCUAGAUUCGCUGAAAUUGGAGCCGGAUGAAAUAAACCCGUUGAAGAUGCUGCUCAAGGGCUCUUCUGGCGAACUGGAUGGUACCAAGGAUGGAAAUUUGGUAACCAUCGUUCAGACCAAUGACCAGAGUCCAGUCAUCGUCACUGUCAGUGGAAGUUCACAUGUGGACAACUGUAACGCCGUGACUGAGAUACCAAACGAAAUGGAAAUUUUGGCGCAUCUGUAGGACCGAAUAUUAUCAUUAGCGGCAGGUCUCGUUUCAGACGGGACGUUUUUUUGAAAGUUUCACGCACUGAAUUUCGAAACUUGGACAGUUUGAUUAUUGGCUCUUUGUUUUUUAUGUUUGUUUAGUGAAAUUGACGAAGUUUAUUGAGUAUUAUGCGUGCCCAACAAUGCUGCACGUGGACAUUGUUAAUAGGUAGUAAGUUGCCCGAAGAUUCAAACUGAAAAUGUUUGUUGGUCGCUCAAAAUAUUCAAUAUAUGGUUUUGUUAUUAUAUACCUGUAUGUAUAUUGCGAUAUUAUGUGCCUAUAUUGUAGAUAGGACUGUAUAAUAUUAUUAUGUAUGAAUAAUCUAUUUUAAUUUGUAUCAUAAAACGCUUUUAUAUUUAAA